AUGAGCUCAUCUCCGCUCUCCGGCUACGGGGGCGUUAAAGAUGCGGCUGGUGGACUGGGUCAAGUACAGUGUCUGGAAAUGACCACAAAACGGAAGCUGAUUGGCCGGCUGGUUCCAUGCCGCUGUUUCCGUGGGGAAGAGGAAGUGAUCUCAGUGUUGGACUACUCUCACUGCAGCUUGCAGCAGGUCCCCAAGGAAAUAUUUAGCUUCGAGAGAACCCUGGAGGAGCUCUACCUGGAUGCCAACCAGAUUGAGGAAUUACCCAAGCAACUCUUCAGCUGCCAAGCCUUGAAAAAGUUGAGCAUGCCUGAUAACGACCUCUCUAACCUUCCAACCACAAUUGCCAGCCUGGUUAACCUCAAAGAGCUUGACAUCAGUAAAAAUGGUAUACAGGAGUUUCCAGAUAAUAUUAAAUGCUGUAAAGGCCUGUCAGUGGUUGAGGCCAGUGUCAAUCCCAUCACCAAGCUUCCAGAUGGUUUUACGCAGCUUUUGAAUCUGACUCAGCUCUUCUUAAAUGAUGCCUUCCUGGAGUACUUGCCAGCUAACUUUGGCAGACUCUCCAAACUUCGGAUCCUGGAGCUGAGAGAGAACCACUUGAAAACAAUGCCAAAGUCUAUUCAUCGACUGACACAGUUGGAGAGGUUGGAUCUGGGUAGCAAUGAAUUCUCUGAAGUGCCGGAGGUGUUGGAGCAGAUCCACAACCUAAAGGAGCUGUGGAUGGAUAACAACUCACUACAGUCCAUACCUGGGUCACUAGGAAAACUUCGCCAGCUGCGCUACUUAGACUUAGCUAAGAAUCGAAUCGAGAAUUUGGACACAGAUAUUUCAGGUUGUGAGGCCUUAGAGGAUCUUUUGCUUUCCUCCAACAUGCUUCAGCACCUCCCUGACUCUAUAGGAAUGUUAAAGAAGCUGACAACACUUAAAGUUGAUGACAACCAGCUGACCUCACUGCCAGGAACCAUUGGGAGUGUGAAGCCCAAGCAAGGUCUGUGUCUAUUGGAGGAACUGGAUUGUAGCUGUAAUGAGUUGGAGUCACUGCCUCCAACCAUAGGCUACCUGCACAGUCUUCGGACCUUUGCUGCUGAUGAGAACUUUCUCAUUGAACUUCCCCGAGAGAUUGGUAACUGUAAGAAUGUCACAGUGAUGUCACUACGUUCCAACAAACUUGAGUUCCUCCCUGACGAGAUAGGACAGAUGACCAAACUUCGAGUUCUAAACCUUAGUGAUAAUAGGUUAAAGAAUCUACCGUUCACCUUUACUAAGCUAAAGGACCUGGCAGCUCUCUGGCUUUCUGACAAUCAGUCCAAGGCUCUGAUCCCCUUACAGACAGAAGCCCACCCUGACACCAAACAGAAGGUUUUGACCAACUACAUGUUUCCUCAACAACCUCGUCAUGAUGAGGAUUAUCAAUCAGACAGUGACAGCUUUAAUCCUACUCUGUGGGAGGAGCAGAGACAGCAGAGAAUGACUGUGGCCUUUGACUUUGAGGACAAGAAAGAAGAGGAGGAUAACUCCGGGAAGGUCAAGGUCGAGAUAAAUUUAAAACGCUAUCCAACACCCUAUCCCGAGGACCUGAAGAAUAUGGUCAAGUCAGUACAAAGCCUCGUGGGUAAAAACGUCCACACUGGGCAUGGGCACCAGCACCACCUUAGCACAGGCACUGCCACCUCAGCAGGAACCAAUAUGGAACUUGCACACCAUAACAAAGAACCGUAUGAGCCACCAUGGCCUCUGCCUCCCAAAGAGGUAACAGACAGAGAGAUGCAGGACUUCUCUCAGACUCAGCUAAUGGAUCAGGGGUCGAUGCAUAAUUCUGGCAUUGACAUCCCAAAAAGGAAGGACAAAGAGGACCUGACGGAGAGCUCAGAGGAUUCAAUGGGCGGCUCACCCAAUGACAUCCGAAUCUCUGACAUGAGGCCCACCUUAGUGGAGCCACCGAUGUACAAACCAAAGGUGGUGCUGCUUGGAAAGGAUAAGAAAGAAUCUACAGACGAGGAGGUGGAUAAGCUACACUGUCUGAACCACAGCGGCUCGUCGGCCACUUACUCUGAUUACUCUCCGUCUGUGGGCUCUUCUGGCUCCUCCAACCCACCCGCUAACACUCAUUCCCACCCUCACUCUCACACACACCAACACAACCCUUCCCUGCCAGCACCCAACAAGGACCAGGCUCCUCAAACACAUUGGACCAACAGACUGGCACAGUCUUUUCCUAAACCUAUUGACUCCAAGCCCCUGCUGUCGCAAAGGGAAACUCCUCCAUCAGGGACCCUGCAGCAACGUGGAGACAGACGUCCAUUGAGUGAGCCUUUUGACUGGUCUGAGGCCCCUCACUAUGACAACACCGGCUUUGAUGCCGAGGAGUCUCCCCUAGAAACCUCAUCGUCUACUACGAGCCAGGGUAAUCCGCCACUGGGUUCCAAACCUCGGAGCCAGUCAACACAUGGCCGCCGUCCUCUAUUAAGGCAAGAGCGAAUUGUCGGCGUCCCAUUAGAGCUGGACGCACAGACACUCCCCUUUCACACCAACCAACGCACCGCACAUGAAAAUGAAGCCCAAGCUUCUGCACAGACUUCUCAGAAUCCUUGGCAGAAUUGGACCCGUACUCCUAGCCCCUUAGAAGACAGGACAGCUUUUCCCUCCAAACUGGACCUUACGCCAACCUCAAGCCCCAACCCAGACCGCAAGGUGGCAGACCAAAGGCGGGAGCAAUCAUCAGGGCCUCUUCCUGGUAGCUGGUCAUACCAUAAUAAUCAAGUGGAGCAAAACAGAAAGGAUCAGCUCACUGUCACAGGGGGCAAUAAAGUAACUGUGGUAAUGAGUAAAAGCUCUGACCGACUAUCUCCGAUGAUGAAAGAGACAAGAUCCAAAUUUAAGAAAUCACAGAGCAUCGAUGAGAUUGACAUUGGCGCCUAUAAAGUAUACAGUAUUCCCAUGGACAGCUACAGCUCAUCAAUUGAGCAGCAGAGCAGCUUGGACCGACAAGAGCUGCCAGGUUCCAUGGAGCAGACCAACAUUGCUCGGUCCCAGUCGGCACCUAUGCUGGAUGAGGAACUUGGAUUCCCAACACAUGGCAACCAAAACCAACAGGGGCACAACCAAAAACCUGCAGUACCACAUAAAGCCUACCACUUUGACCAAAAUUAUAAUCCUCAGGUGACUGUGGACCGGCGGGCACCUCCCCCUUUCCCCAAUACACCAGAUUAUGUCAACCACUCAUCAAAAGCAUUGGAGUACAUCAAUCAACCUGGAAAGACAUUACCCAAGGAGUUGGUGAGCCCUCGGUAUCGUGCUUAUCCACCACUGGAGAUGUUUUCCUUUCCUCAAUCACCAGUCAAUCAGGAUGGUUCAUCAACCCAGCAACAGCAACCAAUCCCAUCGCUACGAUCUAGGCCAGGGUUUUUGAGAAGAGCAGACUCACUGGUGAGCUCUACCGAACUUGCUUUAUUCCGUAGAGUCCACGAAGCUCAGCAGGAGGCACUGCAAGAAGCUCAGUACAGACAGCAACACCAGGGGGACCCUCCACUUUAUAGUCGAGCUCUUGCUUAUUCCUCCCCCAUGGACCAUUCUGCCAACAUAGUAGACAACCAGAAUCAAAUGAUGCACAACAAGAGAAAUGGACGCUAUGAUGAUGAUUAUCCCAGCUACCAGGAACAGAAGAAACCCAUGACUGGUUAUCCAACCAAGAGCUUGACUCAACGUCGUCCCCUGUCUGCUAGAAGCUACAGUACUGAGACCUACGGAACAUCCCAGGCACGUCCAGUGUCAGCUCGCCCCACCAUGGCUGCCCUCUUGGAGAAGAUGCCUCCUGACUACACUCUGGCAACAUGCCCAGAGAAGUCUUCAGAAGACACCAUCAAGGUACGACCUGUGGUACCACAGAAGCCUGAAGACAUCACCUCAAAGAUGCCUGCUGAUUGGAGGCAACAGCUGCUGAGGCACAUCGAGGCCAAACGCCUGGACAGGAGUGGUGUCCUAAAGCACAAUAUGCUCACGCUGGGCAUGCUCUGUCAGGGCGGGGGUCACGGCCAGGGGCGCAGCAGCACUUUGAACUUUAACGUUUACAAUAACGCUAAGCAUGAGCCACCUGCUGGCCGCUGGCUGCCACUACCUCCUCCUCCAUCUGCUGCUGCUACCCCCUCUCAGCAGUCUGCUAUGCUGGAUAACGACCAAGAAGGUGUGUCAGGAAGCAAUCAGUGGGUUCCAUACUCACUUGGCAGGAGAGAUGUCCCACCUGACAACCUCAUCAAAAAGGGAGGCCACUCUCACAACCCUCCUCACCAAUCACACAACACCAUGAUUGUUACUUCAUCAUCAUCUUCCUCAGCCACAACCCCUCAUCGUAUGGUUGGCCAGCAGGGUUAUGAUGGUGGAAUGAUGAAUAAGGGGGUGCAGUAUCAGCCAGGAAUGCCUUUAUCAGUUGUUCCAUCUGGCGGGCAAUAUCAAGGAAAUAUGCCUCAAGCCCUUAACACUCCUGGCCAGGUCUACUCAAGUGCUGGCCUGCCCAUGGCCCUAUCCUCAUCUGGAAACCAACCCCAGUACAACCUGCAUACCUCCCAUACGUCACAUCAGCCUCCACACCCUUCUAGCAACCCCCACUACCACAGCAACCAGGGAAUGGCCCAUAGCAACCAGGUUGUUGUGACAACUCACACCAACCCGCGGCCUCAGAGCGCUCGGUGUCUUCUCCAAACUAAAGGCCAGAAGAGCACGGAUGGCUUCCAGGAACAGCUUUGUGUGAGAAUAGAGAAGAACCCUGGUCUUGGUUUUAGUAUCUCUGGUGGCAUCAGCGGUCAGGGGAACCCCUUCAAACCCUCUGACAUGGGUAUCUUUGUUACUAGGGUACAGCAUGACGGGCCCGCUGCUUCUUCUCUGCAGCCUGGAGACAAAAUACUGCAGGCUAAUGGACAUAAUUUUUUACACAUGGAACAUGAGACAGCCGUCUCUCUGCUGAAGAGUUUCCAAAGGACGGUGGACUUGGUGGUUCUGAGGGACAGCAGCACUCCCUAA
This is a messenger RNA of Nerophis lumbriciformis (worm pipefish), 5010 nucleotides long. The record is from RefSeq and is a predicted model, not a curated record. Lineage: Eukaryota; Metazoa; Chordata; Actinopteri; Syngnathiformes; Syngnathidae.